Molecule: messenger RNA, 1926 nt
Organism: Erigeron canadensis
Lineage: Eukaryota; Viridiplantae; Streptophyta; Magnoliopsida; Asterales; Asteraceae
Product: U-box domain-containing protein 4
Exons: 2
Coding region: 175-1596 (473 amino acids)
Cellular component (GO): nucleus; cytoplasm
Molecular function (GO): protein binding
Source: RefSeq, a predicted model, not a curated record
AUCUCACCUGAUUCUAACUCUUUAGUUGUAUCCACAAAAAAUCCCUUUUUCAUUCUUCAAAAUCAUCCCUUCUUUUUCUACUUUCUUCAAAUCAAUCAAUAGUAUCCAUAGAUGCCCAUUUAUUCCAGUUUCAACCCAAUAAUAAUAAUUUUAAAGAAUAUAAUUCCUUUCUAAAUGGUUUCACUUCAAGAAUCUCAUAACUCAAACCCACCGGGUCGGUUCGAAAUAACCCGACCCUAUUAUACACCACCUCCAUCAUCCGCCGCUUCAUCACCAUCUAGGUUCCAAAAACAUCUUGGUCGGUCCAUGAGAACUGUCCGGUCUAAUUUCCACCAUUCAGAUUACACCACCGACAACAGCUGUUCCUCGAUAAUAUCUGAAAACCUUACCGAUUCUGUCAUCGAUGUCCAUUUACAACAACUCGCUACGGCUAACAACAUCAAUGUUAACAAAUCAUCAUCUUCCACUUGUUCAUCGGAUGAUUUAAUAGCACUUGGUCUUUCUCAAGUGUUUAGCGAUUACUCUACUUAUAGCAGCGAUAUUUCUGGAGAGUUGCAGCGGUUGGCGGGAUUGCCUGAAGAAGAAGAAGAAGAUUCAAAUCAAGAACAUAAUACCCCUGAAACCAACACUGAUUUGUUUCUGCAGCGGGAAUGUUUUUCGACAGAAAUAAUUGAAAACAUUUGUACGGAGGAUUUACAGCCGACUGUAAAGAUGUGUGUUGAUAGUCUGAGUUCGAGCUCUGUGACAAUGAAAAGAUCCGCAGCUGCUAAACUAAGGAUGCUAGCGAAGAACAGAUCAGAUAACAGGGCUUUGAUCGGGGAGUCUGGAGCAGUGCCGGCUCUGAUUCCGCUGCUUAGGUGUUCCGACCCAUGGACGCAAGAACACGCCGUGACGGCUUUACUUAAUUUAUCUUUACUAGAUGAAAAUAAGCCAUUGAUAGCUGGUGCAGGUGCUGUCAAGUCCUUAAUAUAUGUCUUGAAGACAGGGACGGAGGUUUCUAAACAAAAUGCCGCGUGUGCGUUACUCAGUUUGGCUAUGAUUGAUGAAAACAAGGUGUCGAUUGGGGCGUGCGGGGCCAUACCGCCUUUGGUUUCCUUACUGAUUAACGGGUCUAACCGAGGGAAGAAAGACGCUUUAACUACGCUGUAUAAGUUAUGCUCUAUGAAGGCGAAUAAGAAAAGGGCAGUGAGUGCAGGGGUAGUGAAGCCGUUAGUGGACCUGGUGGUGGCUGCUGGAGAGGCGGAACAAGGGGCGGUUGGGAUGGCGGAGAAAGCUAUGGUGGUUUUGAGCAGUUUGGCGGGUGUUGAGGAAGGCAAGACUGCGAUUGUGGAAGAAGGCGGUAUUCCUGCACUUGUUGAAGUAAUUGAAGAUGGUGCUUCUGUUAAAGGGAAAGAGUUUGCGGUGGUGACUUUUUUGCAGCUGUGUGAAGGGGUUAAUGGGGCUAGAAAUCGAGGGUUGUUGGUUGGAGAAGGUGUGAUUCCGCCGUUGGUGGCUCUUUCGCAGACCGGGACUGCCAGAGCUAAACACAAGGCUGAAAGACUUUUGGGUUACUUGAGAGAACCAAGACAAGAAGCUUCCAGUUCUAGCCCAAAGUAAAAUGUUUUGACUUGCUAUGAGAUGCAAGUAGUAUGUGUUUUGCUAGAGUUUGUUGACUGUAUAUAGGAACUUUUAUUAUUUUUUUAAUUUUAUAAUGAUUUUGUAUAGAGUGGUUGACUGGUUGUUAAUAAGUAUGGGAUUCUUAUAUAAAGAAAAACAACUUUGACCAGUUGUAAGUUAAGACUUAAGAGUAGUGAGAGAAGAAGAAGAAGCUGACUUUAGGUUUUGCUCUGUUUUUUUUGUUUGUGGUUAAACCAUGGGCUUGUAGUUUUGUUUGCCUAUUAUGUUGUUGACUUGGGUUAUCAUCAUUCAUAUAUUUUGGUUGUUUCA